Messenger RNA from Lonchura striata (white-rumped munia), 1462 nucleotides. NCBI's taxonomy places the organism in Eukaryota, Metazoa, Chordata, Aves, Passeriformes, Estrildidae. The record is from RefSeq and is a predicted model, not a curated record.
CCGAAACAAAGCGGGCACCGGGCGGCCGGAGCGGAGCCGCGAGACAGAGCCGGGUCGGGCCGGGCCGGGUCGGGACCGCAGCCAUGAACUUCGCGGUAGGGCUGAAGCCGCUUCUGGCGGAGGCGCGGAGCAUGGAGAGCCUGGAGAAGCAGCUCAUCUGCCCCAUCUGCCUGGAGAUGUUCUCCAAGCCCGUGGUCAUCCUGCCCUGCCAGCACAACCUCUGCCGCAAGUGCGCCAACGACGUCUUCCAGGCCUCCAACCCUCUGUGGCAGUCGCGGGGCUCCAGCGCGGUGCCGUCGGGCGGGCGGUUCCGGUGCCCGUCCUGCCGGCACGAGGUGGUGCUGGACCGGCACGGGGUGUACGGAUUGCAGCGGAACCUGCUCGUGGAGAACAUCAUCGACAUCUACAAGCAGGAGUCGGCCCGACCCCUUCAUGCCAAGGCUGAGCAGCACCUGAUGUGCGAGGAGCACGAGGACGAGCGGAUCAACAUCUACUGCCUGCGCUGUGAGGUGCCCACCUGCUCCCUCUGCAAGGUGUUCGGGGCGCACAAGGACUGCGAGGUGGCCCCGCUGCCGGCCGUCUACCAGCGCCAGAAGGUGGGGGGACCCUGGGGUCUCGGGGGGCUGAGAGUGCCUGCACAGCCACCCUCACACCCAGCCCCUCUCCUCCAGAGCGAGCUCAGCGAUGGCAUUGCCAUGCUGGUGGCGGGGAAUGACCGGAUCCAGGCCAUCAUCACACAGAUGGAGGAGAUCUGCCACACCAUCGAGGAGAACGGCCGGCGGCAGAAGCAGCACGUGGGGCUGCGGUUUGACGCGCUCUACGGGAUCCUGGAGGAGCGCAAGAAGGAGCUGCUGCAGAGCAUCGCAGCCGAGCAGGAGGCCAAGCUGCAGCGAGUCCGUGGGCUCAUCCGCCAGUACGGAGACCACCUGGAGGCCUCCUCCAAGCUGGUGGAGUCAGCCAUCCAGGCCAUGGAGGAGCCCCAGAUGGCCCUGUACCUGCAGCACUCCAAGGAACUCCUGAAAAAGAUCACAGACAUGUCCAAGGCAUCAAUGAGCAGCCGCCCUGAGCCUGGCUAUGAGAACAUGGACCACUUCUCCAUCAACGUGGACUAUGUGGCUGAGAUGCUGAGGACCAUCGAGUUCCAGACAGAGCCCCUGGGUGAGGAUGAGGGGGAUGGACCUGGGGACGGCAGUGAGGCUGCAGCAGACGAGGACCGGCUGGACAGUCUGGAGGUGCCCGAAGCUGCUGAAGAUGUGGGGCCGAGGCAGAAGCCAGCGAGCUCUCCCCAUGGUCAGCACUGAAGUCGUGGGGUAAGGCUGCCAUACCCUCAGCUCUGGCUGUCCCUGUCACCCCCUGCCGUGGCUGUGGCCAUCCCUGGCACUCUCAGGAGAGCUCCAUCCCUUCUGUAAUUCCCCAGAUGGGCGCUGCCCCUCUCCAACAUUAAAAAUGUGUGAGGACGUGU